This is a messenger RNA of Funneliformis geosporum, 402 nucleotides long. NCBI's taxonomy places the organism in Eukaryota, Fungi, Glomeromycota, Glomeromycetes, Glomerales, Glomeraceae. The record is from the annotation of a GenBank genome assembly.
AUGAUCGCAAAAGGAAUCCCUCAGCGACAAAAUUCUGAACGAGACAUUGAAAUGUUUAUAAAGAGACACAUAUUUUCUUGUUUCGAUACUAUAUUAGAUAGUCAUUUUGGUGAGGUAGUAUCGAGGGCUUCCAGGAAUCGUCGAACAGAAGCUAUAGAUGCAUCAAGUAAUACAGAAGGAUACCAUCUUGAUUGGAUGUUUACAAAACAUGAUUUAGGGAAAGAAUUGUACUGGGGUCGAGAGUUUUCCCUUUGUGAGAGAACUGGUUCCAAAUGUGAAGAUAUGUCAAAGAUUCUUAAGAAUACUCUUAAAUUACAAAAGGCCUUAAGAGACAUGCAUCGAAAUUUAAUUGAGUCAAUAUCUAAUGAGAGUGGCAAAGCCUGUCCUUCAUGCCGGAACUAA